AAAAUGUACAGCUGUGAUGAGUGUGGGAAGGAUUUCACCCAGGCUGGACACUUAAAAACUCACCAACUUAUCCACAGUGGAGUUAAACCUUACAGCUGUGAUGAGUGUGGAAAGUCUUUUACCGAGGCUGGAAGCUUAAAAAAACACAAACGCAUCCACAGUGGAGUUAAACCUUAUAGCUGUGACCUGUGUGGAAAGUCUUUUACCGAGGCUGGAGGCUUAAAAAAACACCAACUCAUCCACAGUGGAGUUAAACCGUACAGCUGUGAUGAGUGUGGGAAAUCUUUUACCCGGGCUGGAGACUUAAAAAAACACCAACUCAUCCACAGUGGAUUUAAACCUUACAGCUGUGAGUUGUGUGGAAAGUCUUUUACCCUGGCUGGAAGCUUAAAAACUCACCAACUCUUUCACAGUGGAGUUAAACCGUACAGCUGUGAUGAGUGUGGAAAGUCUUUUACCCUGGCUGGAAGCUUAAAAAAUCACCAACUCAUCCACAGUGGCGUUAAACCUUACAGCUGUGACUUGUGUGGAAAGUCUUUUACCGAGGCUGGAAGCUUGAAAAAACACCAACUCAUCCAUAGUGGAGUUAAACCUUACAGCUGUGACUUGUGUGGAAAGUCUUUUACAGAGGCUGGAAGCUUAAAAAAACACCAACUCAUCCACAGUGGAGUUAAACCUUACAGCUGUGACUUGUGUGGAAAGUCUUUUACCGGGGGUGGAAACUUAAAAACACACCAACUCAUCCACAGUGGAGUUAAACCUUAUAUCUGUGAGUUGUGUGGAAAGUCUUUUACCCAGGCUGGAAACUUAAAAACACACCAACUCAUCCACAGUGGAGUUAAAGCGUACAGGUGUGACUUGUGUGGAAAGUCUUUUACCAAGGCUGGAAACUUAAAAACACACCAACUCAUCCACAGUGGAUUUAAAGCACACAGCUGUGAGUUGUGUGGAAAGUCUUUUACCCAGGCUGAGAGCUUAAAAACACACCAACUCAUCCACAGUGGAUUUAAAGCAUUCAGCUGCAACUUGUGUGGAAAGUCUUUUACCCAACGUCAAGGCUUAAAAUCACACCAUAUCAUCCACAGUGGAGUUAAAGCACACAGCUGUGAGUUGUGUGGUAAAGCUUUUACUCAAAAUAGCGACUUACAGAAGCAUCUAGUUACCCACUCUGGAAUUAAGGCGUACAGCUGCGACUUUUGUGGAAAAAGUUUUAGCGACAAACAGUACCGAAAUAUUCACCUGCGGAUUCACACUGGAAAUGAUGUUUACUGUUGUGAUCAGUGUGGGAAACUGUUUACAACAGAUGCACAGUUAAAAAUACACAUGUUUAGCCACACUGAGGAGAAACCUUAUAAAUGUGACCUGUGUGAGAAGACUUUUAAAUCUCCAAAUCAG
Messenger RNA from Oreochromis aureus, 1395 nucleotides. Its product is annotated as zinc finger protein 665-like. The record is from RefSeq and is a predicted model, not a curated record. Gene Ontology annotation, molecular function: RNA polymerase II cis-regulatory region sequence-specific DNA binding; DNA-binding transcription factor activity. Gene Ontology annotation, biological process: regulation of transcription by RNA polymerase II. The transcript has a single exon. NCBI's taxonomy places the organism in Eukaryota, Metazoa, Chordata, Actinopteri, Cichliformes, Cichlidae. The annotation marks the transcript as partial.